Drosophila kikkawai is the source of this 1724-nucleotide messenger RNA. It is a transcript of the gene Pex13, whose product is annotated as peroxin 13. Gene Ontology annotation, cellular component: peroxisomal membrane; peroxisomal importomer complex; peroxisome. Gene Ontology annotation, molecular function: protein binding. Gene Ontology annotation, biological process: protein import into peroxisome matrix, docking. Lineage: Eukaryota; Metazoa; Arthropoda; Insecta; Diptera; Drosophilidae. The record is from RefSeq and is a predicted model, not a curated record.
CAGCACUGCUUUAACGGCGUUUACUAACACGGUGACUGAAUCUACGAAAAAAAAAGUUUUGUCUCCUGAAAUCCGGCCAAAUUUCCUCGAAAACUGACAAUAUCGGACGCCAGAGUGGCUGCGAGUGAGGGAAAGAGCACCCCAAGAACCCCAGCUGUCACGCAGCACCGCCUUCGCAAACCCACCAAAAGUAGCGCGGCGCAGAUAAAGAAUCUGUCGUGGGGUAAAGUUCACAAAACUUUACUCGUCUGAAGUUGGUCAGUCGGAAUCCGUAGCCAUGGUCGACAACAACAACCUGCGUAGUGCGGUGAUCAGCGAGGCGCCUCUGAUUCCGCCCUCGAGCAGUUUUGGACCGGGACCGUCCAGUGGCAUGGGUCCUCCGGAGGCUGUUCUACGAACUCCAUACGGCAAUGUUAGGGCGCUGCCCAGCACCGCGCAGCCGCCCCCCCUGCCCCAAUCACCGUUCCAACAGACACAGCAGUACGGAUUCGGCGGGGGAUACGGCAACAGUUACGGCCUCGGGGGCGGCUUCGGGGGCUUCAACAGCGGCUCAUUCGGAUACGGCGGAAUGGGAGGUGGUUUCGGUAGUGGCUACGGUUAUGGAGGCGGCUACGGCGCGGGCUUUGGCAGUGGAUAUAGCCGAUUUGGAGCGCUGGGGGCCAACGAUCCUGAGCAGCGGUUUAUUCAGAUGGCCGAGGCCAGCUCGCGGCCAGCAUUCCAGAGCAUCGAAUCGCUGGUAUCGGCGAUUGGAAACAUUGCCUCCAUGCUGGACUCGACGUUCUUCGCCCUGACCAGCUCGUUCCGGGCCAUUCUAGGAGUGGCGGCGAACUUUGGACGCCUGCGAAGUGUGUUUGCACAGUUUUGGACGACUUUUGCGAUCUUUCGUGGCCUGAACUGGAUCUACAGGAAGAUUCUCUUCUGGCUUCGCCUGUCGAAUCUUGAUCCAUCAUCUGCGGCCUUCAAGAAAGCCUUUGCGGAAGCCCUGAACGAGAACAAUACCCAGACAGGAGGCGCGCCUCAAGCCCAGCGAAAGGGUACUUCGCCCUGGCCGGUGCUGGCCUUUCUCAGUUUCAUCUUCACUGCGCCCUAUCUGAUCAUGAAGCUGCUGGGCACCGUGACGAACACCGCUCAGGAAGAAGCCCGUAAUCCGGCCAAGUGGACGACACCGAUUCAGACCCAGGCUGUUUACGAUUUUAUGGGACGCAGCCAGAGCGAGCUUUCGCUGCGCGCCGGCCAGUCGCUCCAAGUGGCCCCCCGCGAUAUCCAGCAAACCCUUAACCUGCUCAAUACUGGCUGGGCUCUGGCCACCAUUGAUGGCCGAACCUCCGGCAUCAUUCCAAUCAACUAUGUAAAGUCGCCUCAGCAAAUGCGACAGGAGGUCCAGGAGCAAAUUAAAUCCGCUCAGCCACAACCACAGCCAGAGCUGAUGGAUUUGUCUGCGGGGGCCUUUGCGGCGCCACCGUUGGAGCAGCAAAUGAACUACGACUUUAACUUGGCCGCCCAGCAGGAAGGUCCGCCCUCCACAUCAGCAGCGGCAUUCGGAGAGGGCUUCGCCUGAGCUCUGGUCAACUCGCGUGAAAAUUACCUCUAAGUUUAGUUUUGUUUGGUGUUCAGUUUUUGUAUAUGCACCUCCUUAUGUUUUAAGUUGGCUUUCCGCCUUUUGUACAUUUCCAUUUAGUUGUUAAAAUCGAUUACUCAGCUUAGUAAACAUCCUAUAGACCAUG